UCAUAUAUACAUAUAACGAAAUAUGUAUUCCAGUAUUUCUAUAUCAUUUAAUACAUUCGCAGUGUUGUCAACCACCACCUCUAACUAGUUCCAAAAUAUGUUCACCCCCAAAAGAAAGACCUGUACCCCUUAAGAAGUCUAUUUUUUAUUUUUAAAGCAUAAUUGUAUUGAUUAAAGAAUUUUUUCCAACGUACUCAUCACCACCUUCAAUACAUUAGUGCGUAGGCCCUGGCAACGGCGACAUUGUCCUGAUAACCGCGCUACAACCGUCCAGUGAGGACCCACCUGCCACCCUCAGACGCCACUGGAGUUCCCUAGUUGCCCCAACAGCGACAGUGCAGGACCCCACGCAGUACUGAGCUGCCAGCUCUCUAGUCCCCUUCUCUGGGGGACAGUUUUUCAGUCUGCCCUUGACUUCCACCACUGGCCAGUUCCUGCGCCGACUGUCGCUCACUUUGGGUCUCCAGAAUGCUCAGGAGUAUGCACCCACACUGGGGACCGGCCCGAGGACAUGGAGAGAAGGCUAUCAUUCUUGGGAUGCCCAGGCUCUCUGCGGGGCUCCCCUAUGUCAGGCGCGAGCUCCAGUUUUUGUGUCUUCUCCAACAAGAUGCUGCCUGGAGGCGUCCUGGGGCGGCGCUGAGCCCCGGGCCAGGGAGAACCCAGCUCGGGGUUUCCACUCUGGCGCCAGUUCUUCCUAGCCUGGCGCCCUUGGCACAGGCAACCACUCUUUAAGGCGCUGCUGCGGCUCAAUCGUUCUCUGUGAUUCACAGGUCUCUCAUCUGCCUGCAGCCCCGGGCUUCCUCCCGCUCCCAGUCCGACGCAGGCCCAGAGGAAGGUGGGGCCUGGUGGGAAAGUGGGCUGGCGCGUUGGCUGUUCCCUUGCAAGGCGCCCACUCUACUUGUCAGAGCCGGGGCGGAGACAGGGGCCGAGCCAGUCUGCCAGGAAGGGUGGGGCCGCCGGCCUGGCCAGGACGUGGUGGGUCGGGAAGACAGUCUCUUCCUCUUCUGACAGUCUCUUCUCCAGCCUCUGCAAGGUAGGCGCGGCGAUUCCGUGGGGUGUCCUGAUGUGCUUACAGCUGAGGCAGGCAUGCAGACAAGCUGAACUGAACCCAACUGAGACCACACCCUGGGGUGACCUGGAUUCCUCUGGAGGGUCCCAGCAGCCCGCACACAGCCAUGCACUGCCCAGCCGCUCUCCUGCUCCUCCUCCUGGCUGGUGGGGCUGAGGCCUUCCGCAUUUGUGCCUUCAACGCCCAGCGGCUGACGCUUGCCAAGGUGGCCAGGGAGCAUGUGCUGGACACCUUAGUUCGGAUCCUGGCUCGCUGUGACAUCACGGUGCUGCAGGAGGUGAUAGACUCUACUGACAGUGCCAUCUCCCUCCUGGUUCGAGAACUUAACCGAUUUGAUGGCUCUGGGCCCUACCGCUUCCUGAGCAGCCCUCUGCUGGGGCGUAGCACGUAUAUGGAGAAGUACGUUUACAUCUACCGGUCACACAAGACGCAGGUCCUGGAUUCCUACGUGUUCCAAGACAAGGAUGACCUCUUUGCCCGGGAGCCCUUUGUGGCUCAGUUCACUUUGCCCAGCAAGGUCCUUCCCAGACUGGUGUUGGUCCCCCUGCACACUACUCCGAAGGCUGUAGAGAAGGAGCUGAACGCCCUGUAUGAUGUGUUUCUGAAUGUUUCCCAGCACUGGCAGAGCAAGGACGUGAUCCUGCUUGGGGACUUCAACGCUGACUGUACUUCGCUGACCAAAAAGCGCCUGGGUGAGCUGCUGCUGAGGACUCAGGCAGGCUUCCACUGGGUGAUUGCCGAUGGGGAGGACACGACAGUGAGAGCCAACACCCACUGUGCCUAUGACAGAAUAGUGCUGCAUGGGGAGCGCUGUCAGAGCCUGCUGCACACUGCAGCCACCUUCAACUUCCCUAGGAGCUACCAGCUCACUGAGGAGGAGGCCCUCAACAUCAGUGACCACUACCCUGUGGAAUUGGAGCUGAACCGGGCAGCGCACAAGAUCCAACCCCUCAGCCUGGCCGCUCUGUUGCUGCCGUCGAUGCUGCUGCCAUUCCUGCCUCCCGAGCUGGGCCUGGUGGCCUGAACACCCCCACACACACCCCCACACCCCCACCCCGUGCCUGGUGCCCACAGGUGUGAUGACUACACUGCCUUCAGGACUCAAACCCUGGCCUUCCCUGCCCAUACUGCCCUGGGGCCAGAAGCAAAGCCCGAGGGGCUUCAACCCCACCCCUCCUCCACCCCCAGCCCCACCCUACUAGAGUGCAGCCCUACCCUGCCCAUCCCAGCCCUGCCCCUAUUGGACUGCAGCCCUCUGCCUUUGCUUUGGCUUGUGUUCUUUAGUUGGGCUUGGGCCUGUGCCUGGCAUUAGAAUGUGGAAGAGGAAGGCAGGGGCCCUAAGGCUGGAGCUAUAGCACUCUUCCCCUAGCUAGUGAGGAAUGGGGACAGGGCAGCCUCCAGGG
Messenger RNA from Hipposideros armiger (great roundleaf bat), 2472 nucleotides. RefSeq names its product deoxyribonuclease 1 like 1 (gene DNASE1L1). Gene Ontology annotation, biological process: DNA catabolic process. The transcript has 8 exons. Bases 1176 to 2093 code for a protein of 305 amino acids. Gene Ontology annotation, molecular function: DNA binding; deoxyribonuclease I activity. NCBI's taxonomy places the organism in Eukaryota, Metazoa, Chordata, Mammalia, Chiroptera, Hipposideridae. Gene Ontology annotation, cellular component: nucleus. The record is from RefSeq and is a predicted model, not a curated record.